This is a messenger RNA of Rhizophagus irregularis DAOM 181602=DAOM 197198, 948 nucleotides long. RefSeq lists its product as uncharacterized. The record is from RefSeq and is a predicted model, not a curated record. NCBI's taxonomy places the organism in Eukaryota, Fungi, Glomeromycota, Glomeromycetes, Glomerales, Glomeraceae.
AAAAAAAAAAAAAAAAAAAAUUCGCUUUAUAAAUUUUUUUAAUUAAUACUCAAUAUACACAAUAACAGAAAACAAAAUGUUGAAAGAGCAACUAGUGGUGUUAGCAAUCGAUAGAAAAAAUCUUCUCGAUACCUUCGAAAUUGCGAUUAAACGACUGGAAGCAUGCAUUGAUUCUACUAGGCACUAUUCUGAUUGGAAUCAAAGAAAACAAUCUCGUGAUAACAUUGACAGUAUUCAAUUCCAAGACCUAGAGUCCAAUAAGCAAUAUUUGGAAGUUCACCUAUUUAACGUUGGUUCACAACUCAGAGAUAAGGAAAAUCCAUCUUUUCUCGUUGAGGAAUUAGAAGAAGAAUUUAAAAGAUGGAUUUCAAGCACUGGGAUUAACGUUAAUAACUGUUCGCCAGAAAUAGUGAAGCUCAUAGGCCUAACCCAUGAUUUUCUCACAGCACAGGCAGAUGAAUAUGCUCGGAAAUUGUCACUUGAUGCUCAAGAAAGAAAUAAACGAAUGAGCAAUGAACAGUUAAAACAUGCAUUAAACUUUAGUUUCGGUAACGUGAAUAACUAUUUCAAUCAAGUGAGAAAAGAGGAAAAAGAGCUAGGAAAUAAAAAUUAUAGCGAAAUAACAAUUCAAAACAAGUUUAAUGGAGAUGCCGAACAAGGAGGUAAAGAUCUCGAAUUGAUCCUUUCAGAAUACAAGAAGAGAGGAUCAUACGGACAAGUAAUGGAUCAUAGCUGAAAUAAAAAAAUCAAGAAACUAACGAGCUCAAAAUCAAAAUGACGUCUUUAGUUUACAUUUGUUUAGUUUACUUUUGAAUAAAGUGGUCAAUAGUGUAUUAAUUAUUCUUAUUUUAUUUAUUUUAUAUGUAGUUAUUAACAUUUAAACAAGUAUUUUAACUAUCUUUUACAUGAUUAGUUCUACCUUUUUUUUUCCCUUCUUGGUGUCUUGGA